GUUCACAAUGUGAGCACUGCACUGUAAGGAUCGACAAUUCUGUAUGAGAGAUUGCAUGGGUCUAGACUCGCCUAGUAUGGACUUUGCCAAUCAAAAAAAAAAUAAUACGUAUGCUGACAUGUACACGAAAAGCGUGUUAAGGACAUGCAGUUUUGACCUAUGUUAUUUAUACGAUCAUGAUUAUAAAUACAUGUAUGGGUGUUCACGUGCCUAUCAGUCAUGCUGUAUGGAAAGUCCCUAAUUCUAUUUUUAUCAACCUGUCUUUUCAAAACUUUUCGAAAGGUUGCAGAUAAAUUUUUCAUAUUACUCUGCUUGCAAAUUCUUUGUAUCAAGUGAACAUUAAAAAACACCAGUAUUAAUAACGAAUUCGAGUCGGAGAACAUUAUAACUGUGUGUACGUACCCUGUCGGGUACCCCAGAAGCAAUUUCACGUCUCUACGUCACGUUUACUCGUGGUGGACUUUGAACCUGUGUAGCUGUGGUUUAUCAUUUGCGCUGUGUCGUGUAUAUAUAUAUAUUUAAGCAGUAAAGAAGAGACAUAUCGCAGUCAUCCCUACGUUUAGAGAAACUGUACGACUAAUAAGUCUAUGUAUAGAAGAAGCAUUAUGGAACAAGAACAAGAACAGUUUGUCAGUCGCUUGUCCAGUCUCCCGGUGGUCAGCACCGCGGUCACUCAAGCAUGCAGUCUGUAUCAACGAACCAAGGAAAGCAACCAACUGUUCCGCACUUCACUGAAUCUGGCUGAAUCCAGCAUCAAGACUCUCUCAGAGACCUCCAAACCUUAUCUGGAAAAGUAUCAGCCUCAGUUGGACUCCGUGAAUAAGAUAGCUUGUGACCAGUUGGAGAAGCUUGAAGAGCGAUACCCAGUAAUCACCAAGCCUACCGAUGAGUUGGUGAAUGAUGGGAAGGAGGCCUGUCAUGUUGUUCUUAAACCGGCCAUUGACCGGGUGAACGCAGUGAGGCAAUACAGCAAUGACAAGUACAACCAGGGAAAAGAGCAGGUUGAUAGAGUGGUGCAGAUUGGGCAGAACACAGUGAGAACUGUAAAGGACAUCAGUAUGACCGUUGUGUCCAAGUCAAUGGAGACUACGUAUGGUCAGUAUGUGGCCGAUAAAAUGAAUGACGCCCUGACCAUCUCUGAGGACUACAUCAACAAGUACCUGCCAGAGGGGGAGGAAGAAGAGAAGGAAAAUGAAGCUGAGAAAGAGGAAGUAGAAAUGGACGAAUACCCCCAGGACCCCGUGUCCAGAGCCAAAACUCUGACCACUAAGGUCCGCAGGCGAAUGUAUAAACGGGCUGUCAAGGAAUUUAAGGGAAUUCAGCUCCGCAGCCAGGAAAACCUGCAGAAACUCAAUUUUACUGUUGACUUGAUUCAGUAUGCCAAGACAAACAUGGACACAGCCAAGGAGAAAUUGGGGGAGACUGUGGAAGCUGCCCAGAACAAAAUUUCCAGCACCUGGACAGAAAUCACGGCAGAGAACCCAGACCUGCCCGAUACAGUAGAGGGUAGAACUAUCGCGGUAGCUCGACACGUCAGUCAGCAGUUACAACAAAGUAUUACAAGAGUUACCUCCCUUCUGCCCGAUACCCUACAACCAACAGCUGUACAGGACCGAUUACGCGAUGCCCGCACGUUCACAGAGGAUUUGUAUCAGUCAUUUCAAAAGGUCGAGAAAUAUGAAGAUGUUCCUGCUUGGAUUUUGACCCAAACCAAGGAGAGAAUUGCCUAUCUUCAAGACACACUUAGUUACUUGACAGAGAAACUCCUCACUGGCCCCCUAAACUGGCUGGGUUGGAAAGGAAAAGGAGGAAAGGUGGAAGAAAAGUCGAUUGAUGUCGCGAUUGAGGACCUGAAUCUGGAGGAACCGGAAUACCAUCUGGACUGUAAUGGCCGGGUGCCAAACCUUGAAAACUGAUGACAAAGCAAUUAGUGAAUGAUUAAAUUGACAGAAAUCCAUAGAAUUCUUAAUUUAUACCAAUCAUCGUAUUUUAAUGUAUUGAUAAAGCAAACUGUUAAUUUAUACCAAUCAUCGUAUUUAAUGUACUGAGAUAGUGUGCUACCUUUCCUUGGCAUGAAUCCUUCACAGAUUCUAAAAUAAUAAUAUAAUUUUUUUUAAUGUCAUAUCAUUUAAUAGUAUACAGCCUUCGGGGGUGGGGGGCUUAAAAAAUAAGUAUUAGUUCUAGGUGUACUUUUUCGUUUCUGAUGCAUAGAAUUUCGAUGUAGUGCCUUUCAAAUUGUGUUUUCAUGCAAUCAGUUGUUAUGUCAACCAGUAAUGUUAUGCAAUUAAAAAACUAGUUUAUUUUUAAUUCUCUCUCUAUCAAUAUUGAUAUUGUUUGUUUAUCUGUUUCAUUAAAUGAAACUUAUAUUCUGUGCCUCAUGUACCAAAUUUACCGUGGUUUGAGCGAUUAAAUGUUUUAUAGUAUAAAACAAUAGUGAGUACAAAGUUUAUAUGGUUAGAAGGAAAAACUUUGCAUCUUAGUGUAUGUGUGGGACUGAUUUCAUUGAAUUUACCCAUAGUCUCUAUUGUUUUGUUCUUAAAAUGUUACAUGUGUAAAAUUUCGUUGCUUUGACGUGAAAAUCUUUUUUUCGAAUUCACUUUGUACACGUUUUCACCUGAAGUAUUGUUCGGAAUGUUGUUCCGUCUUCUCGGUGACGUUUUCAAGGAUAUGUUUUUCAUAUAUUUAUGAUAAUGCUAUAUGUGCAAUAAAUGUUUUUAAAAACAA
This is a messenger RNA of Ostrea edulis (European flat oyster), 2724 nucleotides long. Its product is annotated as perilipin-2-like. The coding region runs from base 588 to 1916 and encodes 442 amino acids. Gene Ontology annotation, biological process: positive regulation of triglyceride storage; lipid storage. NCBI's taxonomy places the organism in Eukaryota, Metazoa, Mollusca, Bivalvia, Ostreida, Ostreidae. Gene Ontology annotation, molecular function: transcription corepressor activity. Gene Ontology annotation, cellular component: lipid droplet; cytosol. The record is from RefSeq and is a predicted model, not a curated record. The transcript has 11 exons.